UAGACAAUUUUUGCCGUUAUAUUUGUGGCGCUUCGUUAUAAUAUUAUUGAUAGAAUACCAAAUAUUUACGAAAUAUAAUUGAAUUAAACUUAACAGUCGUACCACCCCCGACACAAAUUCACUAUAAAUGAUAAUGCAGUAAUUUGUAAAACCCAAACUCCUAACCUCAAAAUCCAAACAACCCUUCAAUGCAAAUAAUUAAAAAUGGUUGAUUUAAAAAAAGACUUGGACGAGUAUCUGCUACUACAGAGUGACCAAAAGAAGUCGUUCAAACUCCCGACGUUACAAAAACCCAACAUUUCAAACUGGUUUAAACGGGAGGAGCAACCUGAAGACAAUUCCUGGUUUCAGGAGACGAAAAAGGGGUGUUGCCCCGCUCUGUCACGAUUUCAACGGAUUACCCUAUUUGUGAUAUGUCUAGGAAUGGGUAUUUUGUGCUUCACUUUAUCACUGAUGUAUAUCCCAGUUUUGUUGUUUAAGGCCCGGAAAUUCGCCCUCUUGUUCACACUAGGCAGCCUAUUCUUCAUAUUCAGCUUCUUUUUCCUCUGGGGCCCUCUGGCAUACUUAAAACACAUGUUUUCACGUGAAAGGCUGCUCCUAACCAUAACGUACGGAAGCACGUUAGUUGCAACGCUGUAUUGCGCCCUGCAUUUACAAAGCACCCCGUUCACUGUACUCUGUGCAGUGGGGCAAAUUGUUACUUUAUUAUGGACUGUGAUAGCUAAUAUUCCUGGAGGGACUAGCGGAGUGUCUUUCUUCUCCAAAAUGUUCUCCAGGUCGGUGAGCAGCACGCUACCAAUUUAGUAUUAAUUCGAAUUUUAUUUUGUACAAAGAUUUAUUAAACUAAGAUUGAUUUAAUAAAUUUAUUGAAAAAAACCUAAGGAAAUAGAUCAAUCUAAGUUGCAUAAAAUUCUAUCUAUUUCAUCAUUAAAAAUAUCA
Tribolium madens (black flour beetle) is the source of this 939-nucleotide messenger RNA. RefSeq names its product protein transport protein SFT2. Gene Ontology annotation, cellular component: membrane. The record is from RefSeq and is a predicted model, not a curated record. Bases 205 to 804 code for a protein of 199 amino acids. NCBI's taxonomy places the organism in Eukaryota, Metazoa, Arthropoda, Insecta, Coleoptera, Tenebrionidae. The transcript is spliced from 3 exons. Gene Ontology annotation, biological process: vesicle-mediated transport.